CCCAAGCAUGUUGAGGAAACAAUCUUUCAAUUUCAUGUGCAUAUAGAAUUCAUUUUCAAAGCUUGUAUGGAUAAAACUGUAGAAUUCCCAUGUGUGGUCACUAUGAGCCCAGCCGGAUUUGAAUAAAAACAAACCUUUUGUUUGAGUUUGAUGCUGCAAAAUGUGCACAUCUGCUUUGUGUCUGGUGUGUGUUAGCUUGCUGUUCAGGACCUCUCUGAGCUGCUAUCAGUGCCUUGUUGAUGUGCAAGACAGUCUUCGCCUGUGUUCGGGUCACAUUUUGACUGAACACAAUGUUCAAAAUGUGGACGCGUGCUUCAUGAAGCUGAACCGCAUAUUCCAAGAGGAUCAGAGAGUAAUUGAGGCUGGCAGAGUGGAUAAAGGCUAUGACAAACAACUUAAAGAACUUCUGGAUGCAGAGAUCAUGCCUCUGGUGGAAGAGUUCGACGGGAAGCUGAAUAACGACACAGUGUAUGAGGAAAGGUUGCAGACAGCAGCAGACAAUUUCAUCGCAGCUGCCUCCAAACUGCCUAGAGUCUCUGGAUGCAUCCCUCCAUGUGGUUUUCAGAGUGGCAGAGAAUACAACUGUCAGACCUGCCAGUAUGACUCCUGUGAAUUACCUCUCGACUGUCCAGUUAAAGAAAUGAAAGCAAUGGAGAACAGCAGGAGCCGAAUGCGAUGCGAAGUGCCAUUUCCCUUAGCAGACGACAUGGAGGUGAUCUGGAGGUUUGCAGAAGAGGUGAACACGAAGCAGGUGGAUCAGUUUAAAGAAGUGACGGCGGGGGUCGACAGGCUCUACUCCAUCCCUUCGACCAGCGAGCAGCAUCAGGGCACUUACCAGUGUGAGAUCUACUCCGGCCGGCGCUCCGUCGUCAGGCUGUACUUCUAUCUCACAGUGACCCCCCAGGUUGUGGCAGGCCACACAGAGCUGCAGGAGAUAUUCGACCUGUCUCUGCUCCCAGGAGGGCGGUUAGUCCCUGCGCCUGGUGGUCCCGCCCCCCUCCCCCUCCCCUCGCCACUUCUCCUCGCCGCCUGUUUAACUGCCGUGCUGCUGCUGCUGUUUCUCUCCCUGGGAGCUUUGUAUUGGUCAUCGAAAACAGAGCAAACAGAUGGAGAUGGAGAUGGAAGAGAGAGGAAGAUUUAGGAUUGUGAGAGCUGGGAAGAGACAUGUGGUGCAGUAAAAGGCAUUUUAUCCAUCCUUUGGUCUCCUACAGAGCGUUACGUCAUAGCUAACAGGAAGCCUGUAAUUGGCUCCUUCGGCCACUAGAGGGCAGCAUGCACAGCUCUAUCAGCGGCCCAGUCUCCAUUCAAACAACCACAUUUAUUCUCAUUUGUGUCUCACAGUAAUGGAGAUUAACUAACUGGGUUUACUCGCUCACUGUGGUUACU
Centropristis striata (black sea bass) is the source of this 1386-nucleotide messenger RNA. It is a transcript of the gene spaca6, whose product is annotated as sperm acrosome associated 6. The transcript is spliced from 9 exons. Gene Ontology annotation, biological process: fusion of sperm to egg plasma membrane involved in single fertilization. The coding region runs from base 161 to 1141 and encodes 326 amino acids. The record is from RefSeq and is a predicted model, not a curated record. NCBI's taxonomy places the organism in Eukaryota, Metazoa, Chordata, Actinopteri, Perciformes, Serranidae.